CCAGGUUUUUAAUGCAUUUAUCCGUAUGGGCUUAUAUCGACCCAAGAUAUUUCAGCCCUAGGAAAAGAGGGUAAGUAUCAUCUUCAUUCCGUUGGUGUGGGAAAUUCCCUGAUGAGCAACGCAUCAAGAGCGGACCCAAAAUUGAGAGCGGGACUUUUCGCCAGUAUGGGAGUGCCCAAAACCAGAACCUGAGAUAAACCCAGACUUGCACUCUCUUAAUGUUGGUGUGCUUCCUCAGGUUGAACCAUUCUCUGUGAGAGAACCGCUGAUAAGCUGUAACUCAGAGCUCGAUCGCAUUCCAGUUUAUAGCCACAUUCAGUGUGUUCUCGGCAGGCGCUCUGUCAGCUUAUCGUUCUUCCAAGUACAGUGCUAUAGUACAGUCCAAGAUAUAACCAUGGAACCGCACAUUCUUUUCACCGUCCUGUGGAUGAUAUUGCUGGGAACAAGAAGCGCUUACGCACAGGGCAAGUGGUUCAGGCUCUUAGUAGCAAUCGAAGCUUGCUUGAAUCAAAACACAAAGCAACCUCCUAUCAGCGGUGAACUUCACCCCGCAGAGUCGAGUCGAGUCGGGCUGAGUCGAUGACAGUCACAGUGGGCUGGUCCCAGAACGCAGAAAUCCCGUUCCCGCUGUUAAUCACGACUGUCUUUGAACCGGGCUUACGUUUGUUUUUUUUAGAAAUCUUUGGGUAUUGCACAACGCCUGAUGAGAACAGCGGCACCUGCAUAAACCUCAGGGAAUGUGGAUACCUCUUCGAACUGCUUCAAAGCGAAGAGGUUACGGACCAGGACCGUCGAUUUCUGCAGGCCAGCCAAUGUGGCUACCGGAAUGGACAAGUGCUUAUUUGCUGUGCAAACAGCCGAAUGCGAAACCAACAACCUCAGUGGGGAAAUCAGCCUCAAGUCAGACCGACUCAGACCACUAAACCUACAAAACGCGCCGGAACCAAACUGUUACCAAUGGCGCCCCAUUGCGGUGAUAACUUUGAAGACCGCGUGGUGGGUGGUAACGAGACGACAAAGAGGGAGUUUCCUUGGAUGGCCCUAAUAGAGUACACGAAGCCCGGCAACGUGAAAGGUCACCACUGUGGCGGAUCUCUAAUCAACCAUCGUUACGUGCUGACGGCGGCACACUGCGUCUCGGCUAUUCCCAGUGAGUGGGCGCUGACGGGAGUACGCCUGGGUGAGUGGGAUGCGAGCACCAAUCCGGAUUGCACAGUCGGUAAAAACGGACGCCGGGACUGCAACGACCCUUACGUGGACUACCCUGUUGAAGAGCGUAUUCCGCACCCGCAGUACCCGGGAAACUCACGGGACCAGCUAAAUGACAUUGCUUUGCUGCGAUUGCGGGACGAGGUUCAGUACAGCGACUUCAUAUCACCAGUAUGUCUGCCCACUUUAGCGUCCCAUCGCGACAAUAUUUUCCUUGGCCGAAAGGUGGUGGUGGCAGGGUGGGGUCGCACGGAGACAAAUUUUACGUCUAAUAUCAAGCUGAAGGCUGAGUUGGAUCCCGUACCGAUGUCCGACUGCAACCAAAGAUACGCCACCCAAAGAAGGACUGUCACAGCCAAGCAGAUGUGCGCCGGCGGAGUUGAGGGGGUUGAUUCCUGUCGCGGAGACUCGGGUGGCCCCCUUCUGCUCGAGGACCGCUUCAAUGGAAACUCAAAUUACUACAUUGCUGGUGUGGUCUCCUACGGACCCACGCCCUGUGGGCUAAAAGGAUGGCCCGGCGUGUACACAAGGGUUGAGGCGUAUCUGAACUGGAUAGAAAACAACGUUAGGGCUUAAUCGUAAAUGGCGAAAACGACCAUUCUUAGGGCUUGAUCGUAAAUCGUGCAAAUUACCAUUGUAAAAUGGGUCAUGCCACAGUAAAUAUCGAUUUUUAAUGAAAGUUAGAUUAUACAAUAAAUUAGGUUAUCUCGUGUAGAUUCAACGGUAAAA
Messenger RNA from Drosophila simulans, 1938 nucleotides. It is a transcript of the gene MP1, whose product is annotated as melanization protease 1. The transcript has 3 exons. The record is from RefSeq and is a predicted model, not a curated record. Gene Ontology annotation, biological process: proteolysis. Gene Ontology annotation, molecular function: serine-type endopeptidase activity. The coding region runs from base 580 to 1785 and encodes 401 amino acids. Lineage: Eukaryota; Metazoa; Arthropoda; Insecta; Diptera; Drosophilidae.